Messenger RNA from Hyaena hyaena (striped hyena), 1728 nucleotides. RefSeq names its product ST6 N-acetylgalactosaminide alpha-2,6-sialyltransferase 1 (gene ST6GALNAC1). The record is from RefSeq and is a predicted model, not a curated record. Gene Ontology annotation, molecular function: alpha-N-acetylgalactosaminide alpha-2,6-sialyltransferase activity. Lineage: Eukaryota; Metazoa; Chordata; Mammalia; Carnivora; Hyaenidae. Bases 1 to 1728 code for a protein of 575 amino acids. The transcript has 9 exons.
AUGAGGACCUGCCUGCGUAGACUCGGUCGUCUGGACCAAGCUGUCCAAUGGCUCUUGCUUUUGGCCGUGCUGCUCUCCUUAUUCUUCAUCCUGCCUUCCUUUAUUAAGGAACCCAAUACGAAACCUUUCAGGCGUCAACACGUGGAUGACGAGGAGAGGUCUCCAGAGUCACCUCACCAGGCUGCACGGCAGGCACCCCCAUGGGAAGGAAUGAUGAUGGCUCCUGCGUCAUCAUCAGCGCCGGAGAAGAGCGAGCAGACGCCCGGGGCCCAGACCACGGCCCACCCCGCCCACGGGGGCAUCAAAGGAGAGGCCAGUGGGGCCACCUCCCCUAAGCCGGCCCCACCGAGGGGUCAGGAGUGGAGGGACACUGUGCUGGACACGCUGUCCCCGAGGGCACGGGACAAGGGACUGUCACUGAGGAGUCAGGACAGGAGGGCCAUCACAGGAAGGCAGGACCAGAAUGGGGAACCCACAGCCACCAGGAUGGUGCCCUCGAAGCCUCUGGCCAAAGCGGCCACCUCGGCAAGGACACCCACGCCAGAAAGCCAGGCGCUGGCCACCCCAGGCGCGGGGUCGAUGAAAGGAGUGGCCUCAGCCGCCACCCCCUGCGCGGAGACAGCCCGGGCCAAGCCACCCUCCACCCGUGUCCAGGGCCACACCACACAGAGAAGCCCAAGUCUGCGGGCUGCCAACUUCAGGUCUGAGCCCCGGUGGGAUUUUGAGGAGCAAUAUAGCUUUGACACGGGGGCCCUACAGACGACCUGCUCCGACUCAGUGAAGGUCAAGGCCUCCAAGUCACCCUGGCUCCAGACACUCUUUCUGGCCAACCUCACCCUCUUCAUGGACUCCAGCAAUUUCAACCAGAGUGAGUGGGACCGUCUGGAACACUUUGCACCUCCCUUUGGCUUCAUGGAGCUCAAUUACUCCUUGGUGCAGAAGGUUGUGACCCACUUCCCUCCGGUGCCCCAGCAGCAGCUGCUCCUGGCCAGCCUCCCUGCUGGGAGCUCCCAGUGCAUCACCUGUGCAGUGGUGGGCAACGGGGGCAUCCUGAACAACUCCCACAUGGGCCAGGAGAUAGACAGCCACGAUCACGUGUUCCGAUUGAGUGGAGCGGUCACUAAGGGCUACGAAAAGGAUGUGGGUACCCGGACGUCCUUUUACGGCUUCACUGCCUUCUCGCUGACCCAGUCACUUAUGGCCUUGGGCGGUCGAGGUUUCUGGCACGUGCCUCUGGGGAAGCAUGUCCGCUACCUGCACUUCCUGGAAGGCACCCGAGACUAUGAGUGGCUGGAGGCGCUCCUUUUCAAUCGGAGCCUGGAGAAAACUGGCCUUUCCUGGUUCAGGCACAGGCCCCAGGUAGCUUUCCGGGGACACCUGCCGCUGGACAGAUACCUGUUGCUGCACCCGGACUCGCUGCGGUACAUGAAGAACAGGUUUUUGAGGUCUAAGACCCUGGACACUGUCCACUGGAGAAUCUACCGCCCGACCACCGGCGCUCUCCUGCUACUCACGGCCCUUCAGCUCUGUGACCAGGUGAGUGCCUAUGGCUUCAUCACCGAAGGCCACGAGCAAUUCUCUGAUCACUACUAUGAUAAGUCCUGGAAAAAAACAGUCUUUUACAUCAACCACGACUUCCCGCUAGAGAGAACGCUCUGGAAGCGGCUGCAUGAUGAAGGUAUAAUCCGGCUGUACCAGCGUUCCGUCAUUUCCAAACCAAAGGUGUGA